AUGGUCGUCGCUGAUAUAAACAAAGACAACAGAUCGGAUAUUGCUCUUGUAUUAGAAAAAGAUCUUCAUGUAUUCUUAAAUACUGAUGUUGGUAAAUUUACUCAUCAUAUAGUUCACUCUCUCAUCUGGAUUCCAUUAUUUAUGGUAGCAGUUGAUAUUAAUAGAGACAAUAAAUUGGAUAUAAUCGCCAUGUACAGUAGUCAAUGUCGAAUCUCUGUUAUUUUUAUUGAUGAUACCUAUACAUUUAUAGAUCAAACUUACAUUGAAACUAAAUCAAGACCAAGUAAUAUAGCAGUUAUUGAUGUCAAUGAAGAUAAUAAUCCUGAUAUUAUUGUUACAAAUUACGAAAUGAAUACAAUUGGUAUUCUUUUUAAUAAUGAAAAUGGUACAUUUAUUAAUCAAAAAACGUAUCUAACUGAUGAUAUUGCCUAUUCUUUAGAUACAGCUGAUAUGAAUAAUGAUAAUAAAAUCGAUAUUAUUCUCGUAUGGGACGGAAUAUUUGCUAUUUUAUUUAAUCUUGGAAAUAGCAAAUUUUCUGCUCCAGUAAAAUAUUUCUUUGAUUUUCGUAGUACACAUCUGAUUAUAGCUGAUGUCAAUGCUGAUAAUAAACUAGAUAUAAUUUUUUUACCUGUCAAUGAAGAGAAAAUUUUUAUUUAUUUCAACAAGAACAAUGGAAUAUUUACUGAUUUCAAAACUUUUCAAAUUAAUAAUGUACCAAAACAGGUAACAAUGGCAGAUAUAGAUAAUGAUGGUAAAAUGGAAGUUAUUUUUCGCCAUAAUUGGGGUAUUAAGAUAUUAACAUUUAAUUGCUGA
This is a messenger RNA of Adineta steineri, 813 nucleotides long. Lineage: Eukaryota; Metazoa; Rotifera; Eurotatoria; Adinetida; Adinetidae. The record is from the annotation of a GenBank genome assembly.